Prinia subflava (tawny-flanked prinia) is the source of this 1839-nucleotide messenger RNA. RefSeq lists its product as uncharacterized. The coding region runs from base 301 to 1812 and encodes 503 amino acids. The transcript has 2 exons. The record is from RefSeq and is a predicted model, not a curated record. NCBI's taxonomy places the organism in Eukaryota, Metazoa, Chordata, Aves, Passeriformes, Cisticolidae.
AACUAGGGGGGGAGUGCGGGCCCACCCGGCAUGAUGACCCCAACAGGGUGGGCAGUGCAGAAGAGAAGGCAGUCAACGCCUUCGGGGGUCACUGGACCAAGACAACUAUCUCGGACUGGCAUUUCCUUUACCCUUCCCAGGAGGGAACUUUCCCGGACUUGACGUUAACACCAUUUUGUAAACCUUACAGGUUGAGGCUCACUCACAGUGCGCACCUCAGAGAUACCAGCUGGUACCCAGUUCGCGUGGAUUGCGAAGACCUUCUGGACUGGCCGUUUCAAAGGAAAGAUCCGUCCAACCAUGAGCGCCAAGACUGCCAUCAGUUCAGCCGUCCUCUUCGCCAGUCUCCUGACCAUCGCCCAGGCGUGGCUCGUCCCCCAGCCACAACAGAACGUCUGGGCUGUCUUGGCCAAAUCACUGGGCCAAGACCACAUAUGUCUCAACCAAGCGAGUGCCGCGAAUCCCAUGGCAUCCUGCCUCGUGGGGAUCCCAUUUAAAGAUCGUGAGAUGCCCAAGAUGCUUCUAGGUUAUGCUCAAAAACUUAGACAAGAAGCUGCUAAAAUGGAGCAUAACCUAAAGCAUGCCCAUUACAUCGUCGCGUGGUACAAUUAUAUUAAAAGUCUUCCAAAGUUAGAAAACGAGCCUCAGGAGCUGGAGCUUCUAGGUUCCGCCAGAGCCGAAUCUUGUUUUCAUAUCCGUAACGACCACGUCCAGCGUCACCACCGUCAUUUUGUCUCCUCCAAAGCCCAUUUUAAUACUCAUUGGUGCAACGCUGUGUCCUUUAGUUAUCCUCCAAUCCCUCCCCAAAAAUCAGCCCAAGUCUUUGCCCAUCCCCGCCAGCUUCCUAGGGGAACAUUCUUGAUUUGCGGAGACCACGCAUGGGCAGGUAUCCCCUCUCACCUCUCCGGAGGCCCGUGCACCUUUGGGACCCUCGGAUUGUUUUCACCCAACAAAUCACAAAUUUUGGAUUGGGUUACACAAAAUUCUACAAAUGGUGCACAUCUAUUGGCACACUCUAGAAAGAAGAGAGAAGACUACUCUCUCAAAAAAUUGGCAGACGAUUGCGAUGAGGAAAUUAUCCAUUGGAGCAGAUCUAAAGGCAUCGCAAUCACAGUAUUUGCGCCGUGGGUCGCCAUUGCUAAGACCCUCGGAGAAUUAGGCCAUUUGGAAUGUUGGGUAGCUAAGCAAUCCCGUUUGACUUCUAGGGCCCUAUCAAACCUCCUGAAAGAUGAGGAAAUUACGAGGCAGGCAACCCUCCAGAAUCGUGCAGCCAUCGACUACCUCCUGCUCCUCCACGGUCACUCGUGUGAGGAGUUUGAGGGGCUCUGCUGCUUUAAUUUGACAUCUAGGGCCAAGGGGACUCGCGAGGCACUCAAACAAAUGGAAAACAUGAUAGGAGACAUCAAGCAAGAAUACGGGGACUGGCUCAGUAAUUUGUUCAAGGGAUGGGGGAUCUCGGGUUGGACGGGAUCGAUUCUUAGAACUGUUCUGUUAAUUGUUUUUGUGCUUUUUGUUGCUAUUGCCAGCCUUGGACUAAUGAAAAAGAUGUUGCAGAAUUUGAUUUCUUCCUCCACAUCACCACUCAAAGCUGAAGUCCACCGAGUAGCCGUUGAAGUAGGCCCAGAAGUGUUCAAGGAGGAGGAGGAAAGCUUCGUUGAUGAGGACGAGCAGGCUGAACAGCUUGAAAUCAUCGUGGAAGAAGUGCGCAGCUUUCCUCGAGAACAAUGGCCUACUCAACAGCAGUGGUUUGCAGAAUCAUACCCACGUUCUGAACACCUGGUGGACCCCCCUCAAUUCGGAUAUCUGAGAUAGGACUCACAGGGUCAAAAAUAAAAGAAA